This is a messenger RNA of Enhydra lutris kenyoni (northern sea otter), 2574 nucleotides long. Its product is annotated as solute carrier family 15 member 4. Gene Ontology annotation, cellular component: membrane. The transcript is spliced from 8 exons. Bases 24 to 1724 code for a protein of 566 amino acids. Gene Ontology annotation, biological process: histidine transport; transmembrane transport; oligopeptide transport. Lineage: Eukaryota; Metazoa; Chordata; Mammalia; Carnivora; Mustelidae. The record is from RefSeq and is a predicted model, not a curated record. Gene Ontology annotation, molecular function: L-histidine transmembrane transporter activity.
CGGGCGGAGCGGCCGGCUGGGGCAUGGAGGGCGCGGCGGGCGAGCGGGCCCCGCUGCUGGGGGCGCGGCGGGAGGCGUUCGCGGGCCGGCGCGCGGCGUGCGCGGCCGUGCUGCUGACGGAGCUGCUGGAGCGCGCCGCCUUCUACGGCGUCACGGCCAACCUGGUGCUGUUCCUGAACGGCGCGCCGUUCGGCUGGGAGGGCGCGCAGGCCAGCCAGGCGCUGCUGCUCUUCAUGGGCCUCGCCUACCUGGUGUCGCCGUUCGGCGGCUGGCUGGCCGACGCGCAGCUCGGCCGCGCGCGCGCCAUCCUGCUCAGCCUGGCGCUCUACCUGCUCGGCAUGCUGGCCUUCCCGCUGCUGGCCGCGCCCGCCACGCGCGCCGCGCUCUGCGGGGCCCCGCGCCCCACGCGCCUCCGCAACUGCUCGGCGCCGCCCUGCCCCGACGCGCCCGCCCGCUACUGCGCGCCCGCCGCGCUGGGCGCGCUGGCCCUGGUCGGUCUGGGCGUGGGCGCCGUCAAGGCCAACGUCACGCCCUUCGGCGCCGACCAGGUUAAAGACCGAGGUCCAGAAGCCACAAGAAGGUUUUUUAAUUGGUUUUAUUGGAGCAUCAAUCUGGGGGCAAUCGUCUCGCUGGGAGGCAUUGCCUACGUCCAGCAGAACGUGGGUUUUGUGACCGGCUAUCUCAUCCCAGCGGUCUGCAUAGGCGUCGCCUUCCUGGUCUUCCUCUGCGGCCAGAGCGUCUUCAUCACCAAACCUCCCGAUGGCAGCGCGUUCACCUAUGUGUUCAAGAUCCUGGCAUAUUCGUGCCGGCCCCAGAAGCGAAUCGGAGAGCAGAGUCACAGUGGUGAAGGCCUUGGAGUCCUUCAGCACUCUUCUAAACACAGUCUGUUUGAUUCAUGUAAGAGGUCUCGCGGAGGGCCGUUUACGGAGGACACGGUGGAGGACGUGAAGGCCCUUGUGAAGAUCAUCCCCGUGUUCUUGGCUUUGAUCCCCUACUGGACAGUGUAUUUCCAAAUGCAGACAACGUACGUUCUGCAGAGUCUCCAUUUGAAGAUCCCGGCGAUUUCCAGUAUCGCAGCCACUCCUCAUACGUUCCCGGCGGCCUGGCUGACCAUGUUCGACGCAGUUCUCAUCCUCCUGUUAAUUCCCUUAAAGGAUAAACUGGUUGAUCCCAUUCUGAGAAGAAAUGGCUUGCUCCCAUCAUCCCUAAAAAGGAUCGCCGUUGGAAUGUUCUUUGUGAUGUGUUCUGCCUUCGCUGCAGGAAUUUUGGAGAGCAAAAGGCUGGACCUUGUCAAAGAGAAAACCAUCAAUCAGACCAUCGGAAAAGUCGUGUAUUAUGCCGCUGACCUGCCGAUAUGGUGGCAGGUGCCACAGUACGUGCUGAUUGGUGUCAGUGAGAUAUUCGCCAGCAUAGCAGGUCUCGAGUUCGCCUACUCGGCCGCCCCCAAGUCCAUGCAGAGUGCCAUAAUGGGCUUGUUCUUCUUCUUCUCCGGUGUCGGCUCAUUCGUGGGCUCCGGGCUGUUGGAGCUGGUGUCCGUCAGAGCCAUCGGCUGGAUGAGCAACCACACAGACUUCGGCAAUAUUAACGGUUGCCAUCUGAACUAUUACUUCUUUCUUCUGGCCGCGAUUCAGGGAGCCACCCUCCUGCUUUUCCUGAUCGUUUCUGUGCGGUACGACCGGCAGCGCUCGCGAGCCAACGGGGCGGCUGCCAGUAGGAGGACCUGACGUCCCGAGGCCACGGCCCGGACUGCAGGCGGCCACGUGCUGAGCAGAGGAAGCUUCUCCGACUUCCUAACCACGUGCGUGGUCCCUGGAUUGCGUCUCCUCUUCUCCCAGAUGAGCUGGGUAAGUGCCUUUCCUUGGUCCCCCUCCCGGAGCAGACGCAGGCUCCUCAUCUGGACCACUGGGAGCCACAGGGACGGAAGCUCUCGGCCGAGCCAAUGGGGCCUCGGGAGACUGCGUGUGUGUCCGUCGGCGUCCUGGUGUGUUUCCUCCCUGUAGACCGAAUGAGCUCACUUUGUUUUCCUUUUUGAUUAACGCACGUCUGCUUGUCCCGAGGAAUGGGAGGGCUUUUUAAGAGGUGAAAGUCCAAUGCUGCAAAGAUGUUGUGUGAAGGUCAUGUUGACGGUUUCUGUCGUGAGAUGUGGGUCCCGCCGUUGCCCGGCUCGUCGGUGCGGGCCAGUAGUGAACCUGUUGUGUCUGCUGCUUCAGAAACAACUUCUCUUUUCAGCCAUUGACGUCGAAUUUUUUUCUUAAGAAAGAACUCGCAUCAGGAAAUAUUUAAGACUGUGUGUCCUAUCUCAAGCUACAAAACAACGUACAGGGUAUUUGAAACCUCGCCUGGUCUGUGUUUCUGGAUCACUUCCUUCUGGACACCACUGAGGUUGAAGACCAGUCGUGGAGGACCGUUAGGGACACGUGACUAGGAGCAGAGUCUGUGGCAUUUGAGACCGUUGGCAGUAUUCCACGUUACCUGUGGACUUGAGCUGUGCGGCGUCACCGGCUCCGGGAUUGUUCUGGUACUGGAUGUGGGGUUGCUAAUGUUGUGAAAUAAACUGUUCUGUUUGUUGCUGUA